Spizellomyces punctatus DAOM BR117 is the source of this 721-nucleotide messenger RNA. Its product is annotated as 5-formyltetrahydrofolate cyclo-ligase. Gene Ontology annotation, cellular component: mitochondrion. Lineage: Eukaryota; Fungi; Chytridiomycota; Chytridiomycetes; Spizellomycetales; Spizellomycetaceae. The record is from RefSeq and is a predicted model, not a curated record. Gene Ontology annotation, molecular function: 5-formyltetrahydrofolate cyclo-ligase activity. Gene Ontology annotation, biological process: folic acid-containing compound biosynthetic process; tetrahydrofolate interconversion. The transcript is spliced from 8 exons. The coding region runs from base 44 to 667 and encodes 207 amino acids.
UGAAAAAGACAUAUUCUAAAUAGUUUACAAAACGAUAGAUAGUAUGGACCACGCAACGAUACGGGCACUGAAGAAUGCACUCCGCAAGGAUAUGAGGAAAAGACUAGCGCAAGUGCCAGCAGACAUUGUCAGGAAGGAAUCCAAUAUCGUCAUACAAAAGCUAUUUGCAAUGAAAGAAUAUCAGCAAAGUCGAAAUAUUAGCGUGUACAUUAGUAUGCCCUCUGGAGAAGUAUCAACAACGGAAAUCAUUAGAGAUCUAUUUGAUAAAGGCAAAAAAUGCUUCAUACCGAGAUGUGACGGUAACGUAAUGGAAAUGGUACGGUUGGUUUCUUGGGACGACUACAAAGCACUACCAACCAAUAAGUGGAAUAUUCCUGAACCACUCUUGGACGAGGCAAGAGAGAAUGCCUUGCAAAGUGAAGGACUGGACCUUGUUAUUGUACCAGGACUCGCCUUUGAUGGAGAGGGAUGGCGUAUGGGCCACGGAAAAGGAUACUACGACCGCUAUCUUCGAAAAGUCGCGGACUGGUCCGCAUCAGCAGGAAAACCACCACCAAUUACAGUGGCGUUGGCACUGUCUGAGCAAGUUAUCGAAUCGCCUGUCCCACGGGAGUCCUUCGACCAGAAACCGCAUUACGUGAUUACACCGACAGGCGUAAUUGAGUGAUCCUGUCUGCAUUUAAGUGUUUCCCAAUAAUAUAUACAAUGAUUCCCAUCCCUA